AUGGAGUUACACAGGGUGACGAACAUCAUCGUACAUCCAAAUUUUGAUCAAGAUACUAUUGAUUUCGACAUUGCAGUGGUUAUCGUCAACAUACCUUUCAAAUAUAAUCAAUUAGUCGGUCCUGCUUGUCUCCCUUUUCUAAAUCCGACGAAUACAUUUGAAAAAAGACAAGUUCACUUGUUGGGCUGGGGUCUUUUGAACAUCGGUGGUACUCAAGCCACCAUUUUACAGCAAAUUAAAGCCAGAGUUGUGGCAAUAGAGAAGUGUAAAGAGCUCGGUAAAUCUAAUUCUGAUUGGUCGAAACAGUUAUGUGUGCUUGGAAACAACAAAACUACUUGUCAGUCCGAUAAUGGUGGUCCAGUACUGUGGCGCGAUCCUGUAACAAAAAGAACUUUUCUAGUAGGAAUAAUUAGUCCCAAUCCUUCAUGUGAUCCUGAAGUACCAUCUAUUAAUCUUAGAGUUGGAGCUUACCUUGAUUGGAUAGAAAGACAAGCUCUUAAAGAUUAUUCAUACUGUAAAUUAGAAUUAGAUUUAAAACUGCAAAUUCAAUCGAGUGACUUAUCUAUUCAAAUAUGAGGGAAAAUAACGU
Cotesia glomerata is the source of this 589-nucleotide messenger RNA. Its product is annotated as venom serine protease-like. The record is from RefSeq and is a predicted model, not a curated record. The transcript has 3 exons. The coding region runs from base 1 to 576 and encodes 191 amino acids. Lineage: Eukaryota; Metazoa; Arthropoda; Insecta; Hymenoptera; Braconidae. Gene Ontology annotation, biological process: proteolysis. Gene Ontology annotation, molecular function: serine-type endopeptidase activity.